UUGAUGUGUCCCUCUGCUGAGUAGUUAGCAUCUGCCUGCCUCUCUCUCUUGGUCUCCUCUUCACUAUUCACAACCACGGAGCAGCAGAAGAGAAGAACAGAGUAGAAGCACCACGAAGAACCCAUCCCUCACGUCACCCGUUGACAGACAGAACCCCUACCCUAUCCUCGUCAAAUUCGAAAGACAGGAUCUUUCUGGGUUUCUUACGCUAGCCUCAGGGAUCACCUGAUCUUGAUGAUCCUCUGCAAUCCGGGGCCUGUCGAUUGAAGUGGGGGUUUCCAAGAAAAAUGUGCCUCGGUCUGUCCAUGCGCAGGUCCUUCAAGGACUCCCUCAAAGUCCUCGAAGCUGAUAUCCAGCACGCCAAUACCCUGGCAUCUGACUUUCCGAGGGAAUACGAUGGCGCGUGUCUCCAAAUGAGGAUGUCUUACAGCCCGGUGGCCCAUUUCUUCCUUUUCCUAGUCCAGUGGGCAGAUUGCCAUCUUGCUGGUGCACUAGGGUUGUUAAGAAUACUAAUCUACAAGGUCUAUGUGGACGGAACGACCACUAUGACAACGCAUGAGAGGAAAGCUAGCAUCAAAGAGUUCUAUGCGGUUAUUUAUCCUUCCUUGCUUCAACUACAAAAGGGAGUGACAGAUGCUGAAGAUAAGAGGCAGAGAGCAGUGUGCUUCGAGAGAUACAAGAGGAGGGAAGAGGCAGAGCAGAGGCAGUACUAUGAUAUAGAAUUCGAGAAAGAAGAUGACUGCGGAAUUUGCAUGGAUACAAACAGCAAGAUCGUAUUGCCCAACUGCAACCACGCCAUGUGCACUAAAUGUUACCAUGAAUGGAGGACGAGAUCGCAGUCGUGCCCAUUUUGUCGUGACAGUCUGAAGAGAGUGGACUCAGGAGACCUCUGGGUUCUCACAGAUAGUAGGGACGUAAUCGACAUCGUAACCGUGACUCGGGAGAAUUUAAAUAGGCUCUUCAUGUACAUUGGCAAGCUCCCGGUAAUCAUCCCUGAGAAUUUAAGCGAAAGCUAUGACCCACACUUGAGGUAAUGGAGAUACUGGAACUUCUUUUUCCUUGUGAUCUUAGUAAAUAAAUAACUUAAGAUUGGUAAAGUGUUUCUUCCCUCUUCAUAAAAGAAGGGCCCAGCCUCUGAUUGUGGGAGCUGGAGGGUGAAGUUGAGAAACCGAGAGGAGUAAUACCUCGUGGCCAUUUAUGUAAAGUUGUACCUUCGAUGUGAGUACGUACUUGUAAUCGAGUAGGAACUAUCAUAGGCUUGUAAAUACAUUUGGUUAUGUGCGAUGAUGUCCUGUUCUUCUUGUUUGGGUCAUUCCAAUUUGUCCGAUCUCUCCAAGGAGAUGUUAUGGUUGCUCUGUUUUUCUCAGCUAUUGGACUGAUUUCUCUCUU
This is a messenger RNA of Punica granatum (pomegranate), 1389 nucleotides long. The record is from RefSeq and is a predicted model, not a curated record. Lineage: Eukaryota; Viridiplantae; Streptophyta; Magnoliopsida; Myrtales; Lythraceae.